AUGACGGGUCCUUGUACAUUCGGGUUCUGGAUGUGGGUGUCUCUCGGACUGAUAACAACGACUGCAAGAGUUACUGGACAAGUCUGCCAAGAUCCACUUGGGAUGGAAAAUGGCGGUAUACCUGAUGGUAGCAUCACUGCAUCCUCCAUCUGGGGUUACAAUCACGAGGCCUACCGCGCACGGCUGAACGGAGUUGGUGGCAGAGGAGGCUGCUGGGCAGCCGGAACAAACAACAUCGGACAAUGGCUGCAGGUUUUCACAGGCAACAAUGAUAUGAACACACCUGUAACUAACCUACUGGACAACCCCAUUUAUACCCGUUAUGUGCGCUUCAAUCCCCAAGCCUGGUAUGCUUACAUCAGCAUGAGGGUGGAGAUUCUAGGCUGCAGCACAAAUAUUUUGGAGAGACUUCCGAUCUCCCGCUACAGGCUCCGCUACCAGCCGGCAGACGGGUCGGGCUCGUCCCAGGACCUCUCCCCCGCACCAGAAGCGGGAGCCACCUCGGCAGCGUUGCUGGGACUCAUGGAUCAAACGGAAUACUCCCUCACGCUCACUUCGUUUGGCGAGGACGACCAACCAAAUGGGGUCAUCAACAGGACAUACACUACAGUCUGUCAGGAUCCGCUUGGAAUGGAGUCUGGUGCCAUACCUGAUGACAGCAUCACUGCAUCUUCGUUUGUGGGUGCAACUUUAGAACCCUACCGCGCACGGUUAAAUGGAGUGGCUGGAAAUGGCGGUUGGGCGGUCCAAACCAACGUUAUCGGAGAAUGGUUACAGGUGGAUUUAGGGGAGAUGAAGCUUAUCACGGGUACCAUCACCCAGGGUCGCGCAUUUGGUCGGGAUUUGGAACAAUGGGUGAAGUCAUACAAAAUCCAGCACAGUGCAGAUGGGGCUGCUUGGACGACAUAUGCAGGCAGCGAUGGAGUUGAUAAGGUUUUCACAGGCAACACGGACACGAACACACCUGUAACGAACCUACUGGACAACCCCGUUGAUGCCCGCUAUGUGCGCUUCUACCCUCAGUCCUGGAAUGAGUGGAUAACUAUGAGGGUGGAAAUUCUAGGCUGCAGUACUGGCAGUAGGUUUUUAGUGCUCUUGGGCCUGACCCUCAAUGAUGCCGGGAUGGAUCAUCUCACGGUUUCCUGGACAGUCGUGGGGAAUCUACCGAUCUCGCGAUACAGGCUCCGCUACCAGCCGGCAGACGGGUCGGGCUCGUACCAGGACCUCUCCCCCGCACCAGGAACGGGGGCCACUUCGGCAACCGUGCUAGGACUGCUCGCCGAAACAGAAUACAGCCUCACAUUGACUUCUUUUGACGAGGACGACAAGCCAAACGGGGAGAUCAGCGGAACAUACACCACAGAUGCGGUUAUCGUGAACGUAGAGUGCGACCAGGACAGUAUGAGUCUGUCCAUCCCCCGUGCGGCGCUGCCGGCUGUGAAUGUGGAGAACCUGCACCUGCUGGACCCGGACUGUGGAGCCACUGAGGACGAAGACGAAGAUGUCUUUAAGUUGGAGACACACCUGCAGGAGUGCGGAACAAGGCAGGAGACCUCAGGAGACGACAAGUUCAUCUUCUCCAACGAAAUCAUUGCCAACCAAGUGACUUACGACAACGGCGCUGUGCGUAACCAGCCGGUAAACCUGCCCUUCCAGUGCGAGUUCCUCCGUCAGCGCAAUGUUUCUGGUGGAGCCAUCAUGUAUAACAUUCCCGCUCCUCGUGUUCAAAUCGUUGAUGCAAACAACAGUUUUAUCAUAGAGAUGCAUAUGUACAGUUCUGGAGACUUCAUUGAAAGCUACGAGAGUUCCGACUUUCCAAUUCAGGUCUCACCAUCUGACCGUCUUCACUUCGGCCUGAGCGUGGCGUCACCGCUGGACAACCUGGAGCUGUUCGCCCGUGACUGUGUCUCCACCCCCACCACCAGCCCUGACGACUAUCCUAGGGUCAGCAUUAUCGACGAUGGCUGUCAGGUUGAUCAAACUCUACAGAAGGACAAUAACCUUUCUAACGACAAGGCCCUGUACUACAGCGUUGACGCAUUCACCUUCCCCAAUGCUCUCGACCCCAGUCUGGUAUACUUCCACUGCACCAUGAUCAUCUGCUUCAAGGACGACCCUGACUCUCGGUGCAAACAGGGCUGCAUCCCACCAGCAGCACGGCGCAGGCGAGCCGUCUCGGACGGGACGGAGACCAGGGUUCGCCGGGAGAGCAACAGGGACAAGCAGGUGGACAUCACCCAAGGACCGUUCCAGGUGCAGUCCGGAGAAGAGGCAGGAACAGGGCCAGCCGGAGUGCCGCUGGGUACCGCGGUGGGAGCGGCUGUUGGAGUUGCCGGGAUCAUGGUGCUUCUGAUCGUGGCCGGUGUUCUGGUGAAGAAACGGGGCGGUCUGGCCUUAGGGAGGAAGAAGCGCGAUAAUGACACUGUCGGGCUGGACAACUACGCUUUCCAGACCUGGGGAAAGAUGAGCAAGACAGGCAUUGUUGACACCAAAGCAUAAGGAGUUCUCGUUCUAUGAGAUCCAAGAGUUACGAAGGGUGAAAAACCUAUCAAUUACAGCAAGUAAUUUCUAUGGAUGACAUCAG
Messenger RNA from Branchiostoma belcheri (Belcher's lancelet), 2584 nucleotides. RefSeq lists its product as uncharacterized. Gene Ontology annotation, molecular function: protein binding. Bases 1 to 2499 code for a protein of 832 amino acids. Lineage: Eukaryota; Metazoa; Chordata; Leptocardii; Amphioxiformes; Branchiostomatidae. The transcript is spliced from 16 exons. The record is from RefSeq and is a predicted model, not a curated record.